Molecule: messenger RNA, 1433 nt
Organism: Cuscuta campestris
Lineage: Eukaryota; Viridiplantae; Streptophyta; Magnoliopsida; Solanales; Convolvulaceae
Source: the annotation of a GenBank genome assembly
GGCCCACACGUGGUGGAACAUAAGAAAACCACAGAGCAGAAGAAAACGGAAAAAGGCUGUUUUACGAUUCCCUCUCCCACGGGUUCCUCUUCCCCUUUCCCCCUUUUCCAUCGGUCCAUCCCGCAGCAAUAUAAUCCGGCGCCCGGCGUGCAAAUGUACAUAUUACCGAAACCCCAGCCCUCUCUCUCCCUCUCUUCUUCAACCAUCAUCUGUCCUCCAUUGAAACUAUAUGGCGGUCACAUCUUAUCAAACUCAAGCCCAGCUGGUGCUUAAGAGCUUUGUGCUUUCAGAUUUGCUCACAGUUUAUAGCUCGGUUAUAUUCAGCAUUUUAAUGUGCAAAAUGGUCUAUAAUUUCAGUGAAAUGAUUACGUUUUACUGCUAUAAGGGAUACUCCAACCUUUCAAAAUCCCACCAGAUCGAGUGGAACAACCGUGCAAUUUCGACAGUGCACUCCAUCUUCGUUACAGCAAUGUCACUCUACAUUGCAUUCUGGUCAGAUUUAUUUUCUGGUGAUCAGCUCUCUGGCCUGAUCACUUUCCGAAAUUCAACUUUAUCAACAUGUGUACUUGGAGUGUCUGUGGGAUACUUCCUCGUUGAUCUUGCUAUGAUCAUUUGGUUAUAUCCUUCUUUAGGGGGAAUGGAGUAUGUGGUUCAUCACCUCUUUUCCUUAACAGCUCUAACAUAUGCUAUGUUGACUGGCGAGGGACAACUUUAUACCUUCAUGGUCUUGAUUUCGGAGGCAACCACUCCCAGCAUUAAUUUGAGAUGGUAUCUUGAUGUGGCUGGAAUGAAGAAAACCAAAGCAUAUAUAAUCAAUGGAGUAAUAAUAUUUUUAGCCUGGAUGGUGGCCAGAAUAUUGUUGUUCAUGUAUAUAUUUUGUCAUAUGUACCUCCACUAUGACCAGGUGAGGGAGAUGCACACAUGCACGCUCUUCCUUGUUCUCGUUGUGCCAUCUGGCCUAGCUAUCAUGAACCUGAUGUGGUUUGGGAAGAUUAUCAUGGGAUUGAAGAAGACGUUGGCGAAGAGGCACUGAUACCGAUCAGGCUAUGCACCCCAUGAAAGCGGCUUCGGGGGGGGGGGGGGNGCACAUAGUAUGUAUGCCAACAAAGAGAGACUAGGGGUGGUGGGACACUACAUACCAUUGCAAACAUAUGUAUGCUCUCCGAGAGUAAGUUUCCUUACAACCGUAGGGUAUGUCUUAAUGCUCAUUUCUCAAGAAUAGGUUGGUAUAGAAUGUAGUGUUGGACAUAAUAUAUAUAUCUGUAUACAUAGAGCUUUUUUUUUAUUUAUUUAUUUUAAAUAUCAAAUUCAACUCCUUGUAUAUAACACAAGGAAAUGAAUCAUUGACAACCUCGAGGGAGUAUUUUGUAUGGUAUACUUUCUGAGACAAGUGACGAUUACAUAUGUUGAUAUAAUGAAUGAAGGGUGGAAUA